Prunus armeniaca (apricot) is the source of this 447-nucleotide messenger RNA. Lineage: Eukaryota; Viridiplantae; Streptophyta; Magnoliopsida; Rosales; Rosaceae. The record is from the annotation of a GenBank genome assembly.
AUGCCCCCAGCGCCGUUGCCUCAGGAGUCGGUUGUGGUGACCGCGCCUGCAGUGGUUGAGGCCGCAGUUACUGACGCGCCGAGCUCACCGCCUGUGUCUUCGACGGUCCUGACCGAGCUUCCGGCUACAGCAGCUCUUGGUGCGCCGUCGGCUACAGCAGCUCUUGGUCCUGACCGAGCUUCCGGCUACAGCAGCUCCUUGUCAUUCCUCAUGUCCCAGCUGGAGACCACCUCCUCUGAUGAUCUCGAGGAGUUAUACGCCAGCCUCCAUGAAGAGGGAGGCAGCUCGACCUCGGCUCCUUUGGACGAGGAUUCCAGGGCUGUUGUUGAAAAACUCCGGGAGUUCCUUUUCUUUGGGGUUCACCAAAUGACCACUACCGAGGCAUUCAUGGAGUUCAGGUCUUGCCUGGAUACAGCCAUGGCAAUGGGCUUGCUGGACAAGCUCUAG